AUGAACAAUAUGUUGGAUAGUUUAAAUCUAGAAAAUAUAGCCAAUGUUAAAAUAAAGGCAUAUAAAAAUACUAAUAUUUAUAAUGAUAUACAAACAAAUGGCGAAAAUCAAGAAGAUAACUAUUAUGAUGUAUAUAUAUUAACUUAUAUAAAACAUAUCGUUAGAAUAAAAGCAAAUUUAGCUUUACAUGGAGGGUUAUAUAGUAAUUAUUUUGAGAAAUAUGAAGAAGAGUCUAUUUCAAAUAUUAUGUUUAACAAUUUAUUAAGCAAAGAUGAAAAAAAAAAAAAAGAAGUUACAGAUAAAAAGGAUGCUAAUUCUGAUGUAUCUCCAAAAAGUGAAGCAAAAAACGACUUAAAUUUCAAUAUUAAAGAAUUGCUAAAUAAAUUAAUUAAAUCUUAUAAAAUUCGAGAAAACAAAAUUUUUUUAAUAACAGGCAUGUUAGGGUGUGGAAAAACAACUUGUGUAAAUUUAGCAAUUGAAUAUUUCAAUAAAUUUUUACAAAUUGAAAAAAAUAUAAAAGAUAAAAAUCAAGCUAAAAAAAAUGUCUUAUUUAUAUCAGAUCAAGAACAUUCAUGGAAUAAAAAAAUAUAUAAAAAAACACCAUAUACAACUAAAAAUUACCAAAAUGAUUAUUCAACAAGUUAUGAAACUGGUUCUUCUUUAUCAUCCCCUAAAAAAAUUAAAAUAAAUUUUGAUGAACCAUUAUUUAAUUUUACACCUAAAAAAAAAAAAAAUCAAAAAAAUGAAACACUAUACAAUAAACAAGAAAGAUUAAAAAAUGCAAAAUUAAAACAAAAAUAUUCUGAGAAUAAUAACACUAAUUUACUUAAUCAAAAUAUCGAACAAAUUAAUGAUAACAUUAAAAAUUUAUUUGAAAAUAAUGAUUUAUCUCCUUUAAGAAAGAAUACUAAUAUAAGAAAUAAAAUUCAAUUUGAAGAAAUGUUUAAAGAACACACUAAAGAUAAUGAAAAUAAUACAGACACAAAUAAUAGUCAUAAUUCUGAUGAAUAUGAAUGGAAUACUAACGAAUAUGAAAAUGAAGAUAACGAAAAUGAUUCAGGGUUUAAUCGAAAGUAUCGAAAAAUUGUUGACGAAAUUCAAAAAGAAGAAAAAGAAGAAAGGUUUUUAUAUAUUAUUCGAAUUAGUGCAUAUUUAUAUAAAGAUGAUUUGCAAUGUAUCAAAUCUAUAUAUUCACAAUUAUACAAUUAUAUAGAAACAGAUGAAAAAAUGCCAACAAAUUUAUUAUUAAACGAUUAUAUUAUAAGGUUAGAAGAAUUAUUAGUAAAAAUAAAUGAUGAAAAAAAACAAACAAUAUUAAUUAUUGAAAAUGUAGAAAAAUUUUGUUUACAAAAUAAACAAAAUCUAUUAUACACACUUUUCGAUCUUUUACAUAAAAAAAGUAUAUGUAUUAAUAUAAUUUGUUUAACUAAUGUUCUUGAUAUAACUCAAACAUUAGAAAAAAGAAUAAAAUCGAGAUUUACAUUUGAAAUGAUAUAUAUAUCUCCUAUUUUAAAUAUUGAAGAAAUUACAAAAUUAGUUUAUAAAGUUUUAUAUGUUAAUUUAGAUGAUUUUCAUCUUAUAAAAAAAUAUUAUUCAGUUUAUUUUUCAUAUUCUGAUCUAAUUAAAAUUCAAAAAUUUCUUCAAAUUUAUAAUUCUACUAUACAAAAAGAAAUAGCUAAUACUAAGCUCUUAAAUCAAUGGUCCUAUGAUAUUAAUUAUGGCCUUGAUAUUAGACAUAUAUAUCACACAUGUGUUGAUGCUAUUUUAUCUAUAUGUGAAUAUAAACAUAUUUUAAAUGGUAAUCUAAAUGUGUUUGAAAAUAAUACUAUUUUAGAUCCAACUCCUUUAAAAAAAAUGUUAUCAAAUAAUUCAAAAUCCAACAAUAAUCAAAACAAUUAUUUUAUUCAUGACCAAGAAAAAGAUAAUGAUUUUUUUUAUCGUGAACAAGCAAAUGAUAAUACAAAUUUUGAAAAUAUAAAUUCAGAAAAAUUGGGAUUUUUUUCAAAACAUAAAAAAAGUAAUCUUGAAUAUUUAAAAGAAAGACCAUGUAAAUUGGAUUGCACACCAAUUAAACGAAAUUUUAAUGAUUAUGAAAAAUUUGAUGAUAAUGAAAAUAUAGAAAAUCAUGAAAAUAACUUUCAUUUCAAUAUGGAUUUAGACAUGAGCCCACGCAAACUUAAAGAAAAUAUAAAAUUAAAAAAUAAUGUUGAAAGUUAUUAUAUACUAAAUAAUGUACAAUCAAAGUUUAUUAGAAGACAUUAUAUUAAAAAAGUUUUACGAGAUUUAUGCUCAAUCGAGUAUAUGAUUUUGUGUGCAUUUACCCGAUUAUAUAAAAAAGAAAUAUUACCAAAAACUUUAUAUGUAAUUAUAUUAGAAAUUAACAAAUUUAAACAAGCAUAUCCACAAGAACAAAUUGUUGGUUUUUCUUUGGAUGCAUAUAGAAGAUCUUUUUUUAGGCUUGUCGAUUUAGAUAUUAUUAUUUUAUCAUCUUAUUCAUUAAAUCAUUUAAAUAUAAAAAAUUUUAGUAACGAUUCCUUUGGAUUACAUGAACCUACUAAAUUUCCAUGCUACGAUAUAUUUUUAGAAAAUAUCGAAACAUAUAAUUUAAACCACAAUUUGAUUCAAUGGGUUAAGCACACAACUGAAGUUAUGCAAUAA
This is a messenger RNA of Plasmodium berghei ANKA, 2658 nucleotides long. RefSeq names its product conserved protein, unknown function. Gene Ontology annotation, biological process: DNA replication; DNA replication initiation. NCBI's taxonomy places the organism in Eukaryota, Apicomplexa, Aconoidasida, Haemosporida, Plasmodiidae. The transcript has a single exon. The record is from RefSeq and is a predicted model, not a curated record. Gene Ontology annotation, cellular component: nuclear origin of replication recognition complex; nucleus. Gene Ontology annotation, molecular function: DNA replication origin binding. Bases 1 to 2658 code for a protein of 885 amino acids.